Molecule: messenger RNA, 1866 nt
Organism: Lucilia sericata (common green bottle fly)
Lineage: Eukaryota; Metazoa; Arthropoda; Insecta; Diptera; Calliphoridae
Gene: Ir7b
Exons: 4
Coding region: 1-1866 (621 amino acids)
Source: RefSeq, a predicted model, not a curated record
AUGGAAUAUCGUUUCUAUGCAAAUGACUUUAUCAAUGCCAUAUUGUGUGAUAUUAAUAAUGCCACCUAUAAGGUUUUAUAUCAAAGACAAAAAAUCUUUUUGCAUUUAAAACAUAAUGAAAUUAUUUUAAUGGAUAAUAUAAGAUCAUUCAAAUAUUUUUUCAGCAAAUUAUAUAAUGUGGGCAAUAUGAAUCUCUCACGCACUUUACUGUUUAUCUCUUCACUGAAAACCUUGGAUUACGAUACAAUUUAUUUAAUAUUUAAAGAUUUAUAUCGUAUGGAUAUAAUAAGAAUAGUAUUAGUGGUAGAAUUGUCGCAGGAUGAUAUUGUCAUGUUAACUUAUUUUCCCUUUACACCCACAUCUUGUCGAAGUUUUGAACCUGUUAUUAUAAAUCAUUAUUUGGUUGACGAACAGCGUUGGGAAAAUAUUGACUAUUUUCCCCAUAAGUUAAAUAAUUUUUAUGGAUGUCGUGUUACUUGCUGCACCUGGCAAGAUAUGCCUUAUCUUAGUGUGAAGCCAUAUAAGAAAAAUAAUAAUAAUGCUAUAGAUUAUGUAGGCAUGGAAGCAGAGCUAUUGAAAUUUGUAGCUGGACGAUUGAAUUUUUCGAUAGAUAUCAAUUGGAUUGAUCCAAUUAAGGAAGAUGUUACUAAUAAAGGAGCUAUUUUUGCUAAGGUAAAGUUGUUGGAAUUCGUAUUGGGAGGUAAAAGUAAUUUCGUUUCGGCUAUAAAGUUUGAUGGCGAUAUUCAUAUUGAUUUUGUCAUUACGUUUGUAAUACGUAGAUGUAUUGGUCUAAGACCCAUAAAAAUGUUUGCCCGUACUUGUGACUUUGCAUUGGGUGGCUUUAGCUAUAGAAAAGAUUUAGAUUCUACCUCAACAUUUUCACAAACUAAUUACUUUAUGCUCAGUCCCAUCUAUAUAGUUACUAACGUUAUCAAUUUCUAUACGACAUAUGAAAAACUAGCAUUUCCAUUUCAUUAUACCGUAUGGUUUGCGCUUGGUUUAAUUUUUGCUCUAAGCUCUUUACUCAUCUGUACUUGUGGACAACGACGACAAUGGUUACGUUAUCGAAAUUUUUUAAUUGGUUCCGCUAAUAAAACACCCCACUUCCAUUUGUAUGCGCUGGCGGUGGGCGCCACAAUGACAACGGCUCAAAUGCCAAAACAUAAUUUUGCACGAUUUCUACUCACCUGCUGGCUAAUGGUAACGUUAAUACUACGCAAUGCCUAUCAGUCGGGCAUUUAUCAAAUGUUGCGUGACAAUAAGCAAUGGAAUCCACCGCAAACGAUUGAAAAUGUAUUUGAGCAAAACUAUUUGAUUAGCACGACACCGGAAAAUCGUAGAUAUUUUGAUAUUCUGCCGGAUGUUAAGCGCAAGCAGCUUUUUAAUACCACAAUAUUGGAAACAUUUUCAGAAUUGUUAAAUGCUGAAAAACCGAUAGCCUUCAUCACACCCUACGAGUACUAUGGCUAUUUUGGCAAAGUGAACGGUAGUCAGUGGCAACAUUUGCAUUUGGUUAGAGAGCGUCUGUUAACACAGCAACUAACCAUUUAUGUACGUCAUCAUUCAUACUUUAUAAAUGUACUAAAUGACCAGAUAUCCGAUGCACAAUACCACGGCUUUAUAACAUUGUGGAAUCGUCAAUAUAGUCUUUCAAUGACGACAGCAUUAAAACUUUCCUCUUACAUUCAAAUGAAUGGCCAUUUAAAUUCGGAUAAAAAUCCUCUAUCAAUGAAUGAAUUGGGUGCAAUUUUUAUGAUUUUAGUCUGGUUGCAUGUGCUCUCAUGUGGAGUUUUUCUAAUCGAAUUAAUGUGGCAUCGUUAUGGUAAUGUUGUUAGAAAUUGGUUACAUUUAAAGUUUAAGUUGUAA